Molecule: messenger RNA, 2574 nt
Organism: Ustilaginoidea virens
Lineage: Eukaryota; Fungi; Ascomycota; Sordariomycetes; Hypocreales; Clavicipitaceae
Exons: 6
Coding region: 1-2574 (857 amino acids)
Biological process (GO): regulation of DNA-templated transcription; DNA-templated transcription
Molecular function (GO): zinc ion binding; DNA-binding transcription factor activity, RNA polymerase II-specific; DNA binding
Source: RefSeq, a predicted model, not a curated record
AUGUCGCUGGCAGGCAGCCACAGUCCGGACGACGACAGGCUGGGCUUUGGGGAUGACGCCGGCCUAUCGCCCGAUGAUAACCCAAUCCAGGAACACGCGAGGCCGAGGAAGCGCACCAGGAGAGCGUGCGACAAGUGCAGCACCUCCAGAACCCGAUGUGAUGGUAAAUGUCCCUGCCGCCGUUGUCAAGAUUACGGCUACAUAUGUCAGUACAACAGAGAAGUCAAAAAGAGGGGAAGAUUGCCUGCGUCUUCUUCGGCCAAAUACCAUCAUGAGCCUCAACCUUCCCUGUCACGAACAAACAGCGGCGCUCGGGAUGACGCAUUCAUAUCAGAAUCCUCUCCCGCGCCAGCCUCGCCUUCGUCGAGGUCUCUUGUUGACGACAGAUCGCUGCCACCGAUAUAUAUGCGAGGCAGUCUUACUCAUGGUCCUCCUCUAAACGUGAGCCAACUCAAUGAUGCAACAACGACUGCUCUGUUCCCAGAGGGCAGCGCGCCCGCCGAGAAACGACGUAGAUUGUCAGGUUCCAUGUCUGUUCCUUCCCUCAUACAAUCAGGCUUGCACAGACACACUCGUUCCCGUUCCUUUCGCCCUUGGGCCGCGUCGUCAUCCGUUGCCUUUCUGGACGGUCAAUUGGCCGCCGAUUCGGACGCCCUCAUCUCCGACGACAGUGUUGGCUAUCCAUCCCCGGCAGGUGGUAAUGGACAGCUCGAACAUGGCGGCCCGCGUCAUCAUAGGGGCUCGAUGAGAUCCGCCAGCAGCAAUGAACUGCCUCGCGACUCUCGAAGCACUGCCACUCUUGUUGCCGAUGGACCAUCCCCGGAUUUGCUCCAGAAAGCGCCGACCGAGGAUUGCUGCUACAAGUUUCUCGACCCUGUUCUGCCGUAUAUCCGUAACAUCCUUCCCGCUUCGGUAGCCUGCGAAUUGCUCGACAUAUUUCUCACCGAUCCCGGCAGCUCGCUGUUUCGCGGAGCAUCACCGUAUAUCCUGACACGAAUAUUCCGCAAAAAGUCGAUUUUGCAUCCGACCACACCGAGGUACACUACGCCCGCCCUCCUGGCUACGAUACUUUGGUGUGUCGCGCAAACGGCAGACGUAAUGCUUCUUCAUAUACCCGGAACUCGCGCCAAGGUCGUCAACGACUUGUAUGACCUAGCCACGUCCUUGACCUCGGAAAGAGACCCUGAUCGCUGGAGAAGGAUCCACGGCGGACUGCGGGCAGAAACUGAGGUGCCGAUUCCCGGAUGGAGGAAUUCUGCCUCGGUACCCGCUACCACGGCAGCAAACGAGCCUGCCGGUGGCGUAGAUGAUGUCCUCACGUUUGUUCUCUUGUCUAUUGCUGUUUCCGGCGGUGACUUCAAGUCUGAUUGCCACAAGUGGUGGUCCAAAGCGCUUAGACUGACCUUGGCCCUGCAAUUGAAUCGCGAGGAUGAGCGGUGCCAGGCAUCCGUUUCGCCCUGUGCCAAUCCUUUAUGUUCGUGUCACAGAGAUCGCUCCGACGCGACCUAUAUCGAGUUUGAGCGUCGAGAAGAACGCAGGCGCGUGUUCUGGCUGCUGUACAGCCUCGAUCGGCACUUGAGCUUGUCGUUCAACACCAUCUUGUCAAUGCCAGACUCGUACUGUGAGGUUUAUGCCCCGUUACCAGAGGCCGUUUGGGAGAAUCUCGACGACAUACCGCCCAAGGAUCUUCCCGCAAGGGUCAUGGGCCCGCCGGUAAUAGCAGGCGGAACCGGGUACCUCGAAUACUUCCUGCCUCUCAUGGCCAUUCUCGGGGAUAUUAUCGAGAUUCACCAUCGCCGACGGCAUCCUCGCAUGGGGCUCCAAGAGGACAGCUACUCGGUGUCCGUGGUGCAGGAACUCCUCGCGGGCUACGAGCUAAGCCUAGACGCCCUGGGUCGAGACGGCGGCUCCUUCCCGACGUCUGGUCCCCACGCGUUUCAAGUCCAAGGCCAAGGGGGACGCGACAUCCUGAGCGGCAUCCCAACCCCCGGUUUCGUCACCGGCACCGGCACCGGCACCGGCACUGGCCACGCAACGUCGGCCUCGUCCGAGGCGGACCAGUCCAAAGUACGCCUCGUCAAGGCGUACAGCACCCACAUCUUGCACGUGCUCCACGUGUUGCUGCACGGCAAAUGGGACGCCAUCUCCAUGCUGGACGGCGGGGACGACUGGAUCACGUCGAAGCGAUUCACCGAAUGCGCAGCACACGCCAUUUCAGCAUCCCAGUCGGUGUCGACGAUACUGGCCAUCGACCCGGAACUCACCUUUAUGUCGUACCUGUUUGGGAUAUACCUGCUGCAAGGCAGUUUUGUCCUUCUCCUCUUUGCGGAUAGGAUGCCGCAGCUUGGUCCCAACGAGUCUGUCGAGCAGGCGUGCGAGAACAUCAUCAGAGCCCACGAAGUAUGCGUGGUGACGCUCAACACGGAGUUUCAGAAAAACUUUCGCAAAGUGGUCCGGUCCACGUUGUACAGCGUGCGGGGAUCCGGCACGACCAACUUGGAGGAGCACCGGGCACGGCGGCGCGCGUUGUCGCUGUACAGAUGGACCAAAGGCGCGAGGGGGCUGUCAUUAUAG